Molecule: messenger RNA, 992 nt
Organism: Vollenhovia emeryi
Lineage: Eukaryota; Metazoa; Arthropoda; Insecta; Hymenoptera; Formicidae
Exons: 3
Coding region: 234-899 (221 amino acids)
Biological process (GO): protein insertion into mitochondrial inner membrane
Cellular component (GO): TIM22 mitochondrial import inner membrane insertion complex
Source: RefSeq, a predicted model, not a curated record
ACAACAGUUGCAAAGUAGUUUUUUCUGCUGAACGUUAUAUAGCCAAUUCCCCCAGAGCGAGCGGCCAAUCGGACGUGGACAACGGAGUCCCGCGAGAUGGCGCGCGCGACGCCUCGGUAUGUUUCCGGCGUGACCUAACCUGUCGCCUAUAUUUAAAUGCCGUCGCGGCCGAGAUCUCUCCAGAAAUUCGUACAAUGGUAUCGUGACCCGGGAUCACCGCGCAAAGAUUCGACAUGGGUUCUCAGCAAAUGUCCCAGCUUCCUCAGAGGCUCAGGGCGACCUUCAGGCUGCUCACGUCCAGGUUCAACGAGAUCGGUGUGAGAAUCAGGAGCUACGAGAUGCCCGAGAGGAUCAAGGGCACGUUUCUCGAGCGCGGAGCGAGAUAUUGGCACAGUCUGCUCAUGGAUUACAAGGACGCCGCGUUUGACACGGCCAAGGAUUGCUGGCAGCAUCCUGCGCGUACCGCGAUGUAUAUCACACUUCUAGGAAGCUGUGUUUACUCCAAUCGACACAAUCCGGACGAGACCGUGUUCAGGGAGCAACUAGUACAGAGCAGUAUGAAGCUAAUACAGGUGGGAGAGCCCAUACGCAAUCCCGUUUCUGUGCAGCACAUAAAAUGGUUGGAGCAAUGCUACAACGAGGGGUUGAUCAGGAGACUCAAUCUUGGCGUUCUGUCCCUGAUCUGGUUGGACAAUUAUGACAGAGACUGCUCCUUGUACAAGGCCGUCUGCCCGUACCUAAAACCACGAUACGCAACCUUCCACGAGAGGAUAGUGGACGUGGGCUUUCUAGAGAAGUGGUGGCUGCUAGAAAGUAAGAUGAAAGACUAUGACGUGAACGAGGCCGAAUUCAAUGCUGCGGUAACUGGGAGCGAUAUAGACGCUGUUUCAGCAACGUGAUGAAUUUUAGGAAAGAAUUCUCUUGUAUUUAUGUAAAAAAAAUAUAAAUUUUUUAAGUUUUUGAAAAACGUGUAUGUAUAUGUAUAUAUCAGA